AUGCCUUGUCCAUUUAUGGGAUCACUCAACCAAGCCUUCGUAAGAAAUUACGGAGGGGCUCUGUUGAAACAAUACGCAAACUAUUGCCCCGUUGUGUCUCGAGGCUUUCGAUCUCUCGGAAAUGAUGAGACGAAAUGCCCCUUCAUCAAAGAGAAUGCCAUCAUUGCUGAAGCUCCUAAGGAAAUGUCUGAAGAUAUAGCGGAGAAUCUUCUGCCAUACAAGUAUGAGAAAUUUUUCAAUGAUCAAAUCAGUGCUAAGAAGAAGGAUUAUUCAUACCGUGUAUUCAGGAAAGUGUCUCGUUUGGCCGCCGAUGGAGCAUAUCCUCAAGCCUUAGAGGGUGCUGAGAAUCGCCGCGUCACCGUAUGGUGUGCUAAUGACUACCUUGGCGCUUCUCGCCACCCUGUAGUCCAGGAUGCUGCUAUUAAUGCUAUUAAAUCAUAUGGCACUGGUGCUGGUGGUACUCGCAACAUCGCUGGAAACUCACAAAUGACUGAAAAACUAGAGGCUGAAAUAGCACAACUACAUAAGAAACCUGCUGCCCUGAUUUUCAGUUCUUGUUUUGUAGCAAAUGAUGCAACUUUAUCUACACUGGCAAAAAUUUUACCUGGAUGUAUUGUUUAUUCUGAUGCUGGAAACCAUGCGUCAAUGAUUCAAGGUAUUCGUAAUAGUAGAGCACCUAAAUACAUAUUUAGGCACAAUGAUCCCAGCCACCUUAGGCAACUCUUAUCAGAAUCUCCUAAAGGUGUACCAAAACUGGUUGUUUUUGAAACUGUUCAUUCAAUGAGUGGUGCUAUAUGUCCUUUAGAGGAAAUGUGCAAUAUAGCCCAUGAAUAUGGUGCUUUAACCUUUGUGGACGAAGUCCAUGCAGUAGGGUUGUAUGGGAAGCAUGGUGCAGGCAUUGGCGAAGAGAGAGGUAUCCAAAACUUAAUAGAUGUAGUGUCGGGAACCUUGGGGAAAGCUUACGGAAAUGUGGGUGGCUACAUUGCUGGUUCUUCACUUCUAGUAGACACUAUAAGGUCAUUGGCGCCUGGUUUUAUUUUUACUACAGCUCUACCUCCUCCAGUGCUAGCAGGCUCUUUAGCUGCUAUUAGAUUACUUGCCAGUGAAGAAGGGAGGAAUUUGAGAACAAAGCAUCAAGCUAUUGUAAGAUACUUGAAACUGUCACUUCUCGUCGCGGGACUCCCGCAAAUGCCAUCAGUAAGUCACAUAGUACCUGUACCUAUAAAGGGAGCGGAUAAAGUGGCACUGGUCGCCGAAUCCUUAAUGAAGAGAGGCCAUUAUGUGCAGGCGAUCAACUAUCCAACAGUGGCGCGAGGUGAAGAACGCCUGCGGUUCGCCCCAGGUCCCUAUCACACGCCCGAAAUGAUCGACAGCCUUAUCACUGCUCUUAUUGAAGCAUUCCAUGAAAAUAAUAUAACUUUUGAUGAGUUCAUGAUCAAUGGCACUUGCAGAGAAUGCAGUAUGGAAUACAAGGUCGACAUCGCAUAUGAGGAACCAUACAAAUACCCAAUGCAAGUAGCCUAA
Diatraea saccharalis (sugarcane borer) is the source of this 1524-nucleotide messenger RNA. The record is from the annotation of a GenBank genome assembly. NCBI's taxonomy places the organism in Eukaryota, Metazoa, Arthropoda, Insecta, Lepidoptera, Crambidae.